Messenger RNA from Cyclospora cayetanensis, 2880 nucleotides. RefSeq lists its product as uncharacterized. The record is from RefSeq and is a predicted model, not a curated record. NCBI's taxonomy places the organism in Eukaryota, Apicomplexa, Conoidasida, Eucoccidiorida, Eimeriidae. The coding region runs from base 1 to 2880 and encodes 959 amino acids. The transcript is spliced from 11 exons.
AUGCCGCCGAUGGAGGCAGCCAGCGCUAGCAGCACGGGCGGAAAGCAACCCCCAGAGAACCUCCCUCUGGGGGGCCCCUCGCGCUCGCCUACAGGCGCUGCUGCCGAGCCGCUCACCGAGAACGCACAGACCGCUGCCGCCGCUGCUGCUACAGCAGUGUUACUGGGGUAUGCUCAUGGAAUCACUCCGAAUGCUGCAACGCCUCCCGCGGGAGGGGCCCCCUUCGCCUACUACCCCCCCUCAACCGUUCCCUAUGUUGGGGGCCCCUAUGUGCCCUAUAGCUACAACUGGGGAUUUCCAGGAGCUCCACCCCCCGUCAGCCCCUACUUCUCACUUCCUCCCGCCUCUCCAGGAUCUUGUGCUUUAUUAGACACACCGUGUCUUCCUGCUGCUGCUGCUGCCAGUGCGUGGGGAGCAGAGCAUGUUGCCUCGCUGGUCGCGCACGCUUGGGGAGGGUAUGGUGGGGGAAAGGGUGUCAAAAAAAGUGUGCUCCAAGGCUGCGCAUGCUGCUCUGCUGCAGUUUCUGGAGCUGCAACGCGCGUGAAGAGACAAUUUCUGGAACGAAAGGGCCUCACCAGAGAGGAGAUCGAUGAGGCUUUCGCCCGCGUCGCAGGUGCUCCCCAGCAAGAGGUCCCCCACGCACAGCCUCCAAGCCAAAUGCCUUGGCAGUUGCCUGCAGCUGCCGCUGCAGCUGCUCUGACGCAUGCCAAGUCUCUCGCAAUCACGCCUACGCAGCAGCCGCAAGGCAGCAGCACAUUGAAAACUCUCGGGGCAGAGAGGCCUCAGUCGUACGGCCAAAUGAUUCGGAGGCUGCUGCUUGCUGCAGCAAGACUGCUGCUGCCAGCAGCGAUCCUUGCUGCUGCAGUCACGGCGGCUGUAAUCCUAUGGGAUCAUUUCCGCUGCCGAAGGCGCAAUAGGAAAAACAGCAGCCGAGAAGCCGCUGCUGUUCGUGCAGCGGCUGAAGCGGAGCAAACAAGGGCCACACAGCAGCAGGAGCAGCUGCUGCUGCAGCAACGAGAGCUGUCGCACCAGUUGCAGCAGCAGACGGAGGCGUUAAGUUCGCUUUCACGUGCGCUGCAUUCUCUGCUGCAGCAGCAGCAGCAGCAGGAGCCGCGGAUCGUGCUUGCCUUAGAAGGAGGUUCUGCUGCACAAGAGGAUUUGCAAGAAGGCCGUCUCGCCGAGGAUCAGGAGCAGCAGUCAGGCAGAGCGCUGCUGGACGGGCGUUGUUUUGUGCAGCCCUUCAUUCUUGAAGAGGCUCAGCAGCACCAGCAGCCUUUGGAGGAGAAGGUCAUAGGCGAACAGGCGCUAGCAGGAUGUGCUGACAAAGGCGCAACAGUGCAACUGCUUGAUGCUGAAGAAGGCAGCACGCCGUCGCCACUGCCCUCUCUGUCGCCUACAGCUGUUUUAGCUGCUGCAGAAGCAGCAGCCCAUGCAGCAGCACAUACAGCAGCAGCAGAGAUCAGUCUGGGAGAGGCAGUUGCGAAUUUUGUUGCUGCAUGCGUGGAGCGUCUUGGCCUUGCCGCACGCAAGCCCAUCGGCACUUUGCUGCUGAUGCUGCGAAAUUUGCGAUCUGCCUCGACGGCUGAAGAUCGCUUGCGCUAUGGACGCGUAAACACAACGGCUCCCCGAUUCAAAGAGCGCUUCUCCGAUGUUCGACCGGAAGUCGCCUCCCUCCUAAAGCACAUUGGAUUCUCUGAAGAUGCCAGUGCCGUCUGUACCUUUCAGGGGGAGCUGUCGAAGAUCGCGGACUGCUGCAAAUUGCUAGAAGCCGCAUUUGCGGACGCCUCUGCUGCGCCUUCGAUACCAGAGGCUGCCGCUACGGGGAAGGAUGGCGUUGAAGUCGAGGAAGCCCCCUUUCCGUCCAACUCCGCGGAUGCUACGCUUGUGCAUGCGAGCCCACCAGCGUGUGGGGGGGGCAGCAGUGCGUGGCUUUUGCGAUCGCGGCAUGAGAACCAAACAGAAGCAGAAGCUGUGGCAGUAGGACUGCUGCCAGAGAGAGAUGAUGCACGAGAUGAGCAGCAACGGCGUGGGAGUCACCACGAGGACGUGCAGCAGGUGAGUGCUGCUUCAGCUGUAGCUACAGCCUGGCCUCAGACGGCGGAGCUGCCGUCAACACGAGGGCAUGUGAGGCCUUUUUCUGCGCCUUCGGCGACAGCUUCGGAUCCUUUAGUGCCUCGGGAUUGCGCGAGUGACGGAAGAACUGAAGGGCAAACGGGAGCAGCAGCUGAAACAACACAAGCCGCCUCUCACGGGGAGCAGAACGCUGCCGCCCCCCAUGCACCGAGGAACGGCUCUAACAGCGACAAAGAGGAUGAGACGAGGGGGGGUUCAUCAAUCUCCUCUGGGAACAAGAGUGCUAGCAAGAGUGCUAGCAAGAGUGCUAGCUACCUGCCCCUACCCGUGCAACACCAACCACCUGCAUGCGCCGAAAGGGUGCCAAGUGGCCAGCCUGUAGAGGCAUCUAAUUUAGCUGGUAGCAGAGUGCUCGCAGCCCUUGAAGAACACACCGGCAAAAGAGACGGUAGAGCUGCUGCCACGAGACACCAUGAAGGUGUUGUUGGCGCUAAUGAUGCGUGCUGCAGCGAAAUAGGGGCCCACGGGAGUUGUCGGGAUAGGGGUCUUGAAGACGGAUGCAGAGAAGAUUCAACGAGCGGAGGCACACUGAUUGAUGAGGCGAUCCAAGCAAUUCCAGACGCAUGCACUGAGAGGCAGCGCAAGCGACGGCUAUGCAGAUACAAACUUGCAGGCACAAAGACAGGGCACGAAUGUGCUUGCGAGCGCCUGCCUCAAGGAUGGCUCGACGACGAGUCUUUCCGGCUGUUUUCUGUGAAGCAACGGAAGCAAUUUGCUUGCUACGUUCAAGGAAGAAGCACAGCGUGA